AUGGCUGCAGGUUGGACACUCGAAGACAUCCCGGCCAUGGUGCCGCCGGAGGGUCAGAUACCCAACUUUGUCAAUCCGGAGACUAUGCAUCCUGUAGUGCUUGGGGUUGCCAUUGGGACCAUGGUCUUGAUGGUCAUAGCACUUGUCGUACGAAUCUUCACCAAGGCCUUCCUGCUACGAGCAGUGAAGAUUGAAGAUUACUCCGCCAUUUUGGCCACGGCCGGCAUCAUCCUUUGGGAAUCCAUCUUCAUUUAUCAAUCCAAGCAUGGUUUCUCCCGUCAUCUCUGGAACGUCCGCUUCGUCGAUAUCGAUAAUCUCUCAUAUUGGAACUACCUCGCCGAAAUAUCCUACGCUUGCACAAUGUUCCUCGCCAAGUCGUCGAUCCUCUUCCAGUUCAGACGCAUCUUCUGCCCCGGCUCCCGACGAGAUUCCAUCUGGUGGUGCAUCCACACCCUCCUCUUCCUCAACGCCGGUCAUUCGUUGUCCGCCAUCUUCACCUAUACCUUCCAGUGUACGCCCCGCGAGAAGGCAUGGAAGCCUUUGAUGGAUGGACAUUGCAUCAACAUUGCGGCGGCGAUUAUCUUCGGAGGAGCGAUGAAUCUGUUUCUGGAUUUGGGCAUGUUGAUCACCCCUAUUUGGGCGAUCUUUCGGUUGAACUUGCCUACGAGGAGGAAGGUUGGCGUUUCGGCGGUGUUCGCCGUCGGUAUCUUAACCUGCGCUAUAGCGACCGUUGGCGUUGUCGUCCGCAUUCCCCUCCUUUCCGACCCCGACCUAACCUGGAUCAUCACCAAAGUCGGCAUUUGGACAAUGAUCGAGUACUGCGGCACCAUCCUCGUUGGGUGCAUGCCCUCUUUCCCUCGCUUCUUUCUUUUCCUACGCGGCAAGGAGCCAUCGAUCACCAACAACGCCACCCGUGGAUCUUACACCACCCGAUCAAGACCGAAGACGGCCGGAAGCAUGAAGUCGAACGCGACAGUGAAGAGGCCAUGGACAGGUCACAGUCACUCAAUGAGCACGAGGACCGUAAACUCCCACGCAAACAAAGAAUCUAAUGCGACGACAGCUGUGGGAGUCGCCAGUCCUCAAUCCCAAUCAGCAAAGAGAUUGAUGUCCCCGACCCAGAGCAUUACCUCCAGCAACACCUUUGUCAGCCCGAUAAGCCCGAUGUCCCCGGUCUACGGGUCGCCAAUCAACAACGACUACAGCAACUAUAACAGCAGGAGGAGGGACUCAGGUAUGGGAAUGGGCCUCCAUGUAGGAGUAGGCAUCGCCAUCUCAACCGACCGUUACGAAGAAUCGUUUUCCAGUCCGCCUCGCACACCGCGCAGGCCAAGCUACGGCCACAACUACGGGGAUCUGGAAAGAGGGUAUGGAGGAUAUGGCCCAGGACCAGGACCAGCCCUGACAAGGCCGCGACAAGCAAGUCACGGCACGAUCAGGAGUAACAGAAGUGUCCAGUCGCAAACGCAGAGGUAUCACAGCAGGUGGAACUCUUCGGUAUCAGCGGUGUCGGAUAUGUCGGGGUCAUUUGGGAGUCGGUAUGGAAUUGGGACGUACUAUGAGGAGGCGAGUGGGGAGGGUGAUUGGUCGCCUUUGGAUGGCCCGACGGGAGGAUAUUCGCCGGCGGGCGGGAUGAUUUAA
Neurospora tetraspora is the source of this 1641-nucleotide messenger RNA. RefSeq lists its product as uncharacterized. The transcript has 4 exons. Lineage: Eukaryota; Fungi; Ascomycota; Sordariomycetes; Sordariales; Sordariaceae. The record is from RefSeq and is a predicted model, not a curated record. The coding region runs from base 1 to 1641 and encodes 546 amino acids.